Messenger RNA from Sarcophilus harrisii (Tasmanian devil), 701 nucleotides. RefSeq names its product neurofilament medium polypeptide-like. The transcript is spliced from 4 exons. Lineage: Eukaryota; Metazoa; Chordata; Mammalia; Dasyuromorphia; Dasyuridae. The annotation marks the transcript as partial. The record is from RefSeq and is a predicted model, not a curated record.
UGAGUAAAAAUCCCUUAUUCUCCACAGAGGUGAGAAAGAGUCCACUAAAAGAAGAUGAAGCUGCUGAAGCUUCAGCUGAACAAGGAAUUGGAUCUGACACUGGUUCUAAGUUUGGAGUUGUCCUAGAAAAACCAGUCCCCAAGAAGCCAUCUGAACCACCUGUACAAAAAGAGGAAGCCAAACAAAGUAAGAACGAGGUGGGAAAGAGUCCACUAAAAGAAGAUGAAGCUGCUGAAGCUUCAGCUGAACCAGGAAGUGGAUCUGACACUGGCUCUAAGGUUGGAGUUGUCCUAGAAAAACCAGUCGCCAAGAAGCCAUCUGAACCACCUGUAGACAAAGAGGAAGCCACACAAAGUAAGAAAGAGGUGGGAAAGAGUCCACUAAAAGAAGAUGAAGCUGCUGAAGCUUCAGCUGAACCAGGAAGUGGAUCUGACACUGGCUCUAAGGUUGGAGUUGUCCUAGAAAAACCAGUCCCCAAGAAGCCAUCUGAACCACCUGUAGACAACGAGGAAGCCACACAAAAGGUGGGAAAGAGUCCACUUAAAGAAGAUGAAGCUGCUGAAGCUUCAGCUGAACCAGGAAGUGGAUCUGACACUGGCUCUAAGGUUGGAGUUAUCCUAGAAAAACCAGUCCCCCAGAAGCCAUCUGAACCACCUGUACAAAAAGAGGAAGCCAAGCAAAGUAAGAAAGGUAAGGGUUAA